Molecule: messenger RNA, 2678 nt
Organism: Drosophila persimilis
Lineage: Eukaryota; Metazoa; Arthropoda; Insecta; Diptera; Drosophilidae
Product: sodium-coupled monocarboxylate transporter 2
Exons: 10
Coding region: 420-2228 (602 amino acids)
Biological process (GO): sodium ion transport; transmembrane transport
Cellular component (GO): membrane
Molecular function (GO): symporter activity
Source: RefSeq, a predicted model, not a curated record
UGCUCUCAAUGUGUAUGGAAUUUUUUAUUUCUUUCUUUGACCUGGCUUCCAAAGAAUCAGCGAAAUCGCAAACGCAUAGAAUGUGCCGUAUGAACUUUCAUUUCACUUUCAAUUUCCUCGUCGAGCGUUCCAUUUUUGUGUGAUUUAUUGCGUGCGGGAGUGCUGUAAUGUGUAUUUUCGAAACCCUGCCAAAAUAGAGACAUUCCGAAACGGUAACCGGACGACCCUUUUUUCCGACACAUUACGUUGUGUGUUAGUGUUUUAUCGUGAAUUUGUUUUGUUGCUGAUAUUCGUGAGCGACGCACAUUUCUGUUGCUGUUGUAGCGGCGUUUUUUUGGUUUGCUCCAGUUCCAGUUCCCGAAAGCUUCGAGUACACCCCCAACCACCUACCUAUCGUUACCGGUAUAAGCAGAAGCACCAUGGAAGCGUUGGAGAGGAACAAUGCUACAAACAGCUACAGAUUCGGCACCAUUGACUAUAUAGUAUUCCUGGGCAUGAUUGUGCUCUCCACAACUACUGGCAUAUAUUUUGGAUGCAUCAAGAAGAGUAAACCGAAGCUAGAGGAUACGGAACCCACUUUGCCUACAACAACGCCGGUGCGAAGAAAACAUGAUUUCGGUUCGGAAAAAAUGAGCGAGUAUCUGCUUGGAUCACGGAAUCUCAAAGUAUUCCCCGUGGCCAUGAGUCUGAUAGCCAGUUAUAUAUCGGGCGUUACGAUACUGGGGACCACAUCAGAAAUCUACAAUUAUGGCACGCAGUAUUGGUUUAUAGCCAUCGCAAUUGUUCUGCAGGGUAUUGCUGUAUCAUAUAUCUAUAUACCGGUGUUUUGUGCGCUACAAGUCGGCUCUUCCUAUGAGUACCUGGAGAUGCGUUUCCAUUCGGUUAUACGAAGCAUAGCAUCUUUUAUGUUCAUUUUGGAUGAGAUCCUGUUUUUGCCUUUCAUUGUCUAUGUGCCAGCAUUGGCAUUGAAUCAGGUAUCUGGAAUCAAUCUGCAUGUCAUUGCAGUGGUGAUCGUAGUUGUUUGCGUUUUCUAUACUUUCGUGGGCGGCAUCAAGGCUGUGGUCCAUACAGAUGCCUGGCAGGUGCUGGUCAUGUUCCUCUCCGUUCUGGCUGUAGCUGUUUUGGCCACCUAUUACGCCGACGGUUGGGAUGCCCUGUUCGAUGAUGCUUCGAAGGGAGGUCGUCUGAUCUUUACCAACACGAAUCCCUCGCCGUAUGUGCGGCACACUGUUUGGAGCGUGCUCAUUGGUGGCUUUUCGUAUUGGACAUCCUUCAACGCGGUGAACCAGACUAUGGUGCAGCGCUACAUGUCACUGCCUUCGCUGAAAAAGGCUCGUGCUUCGAUGGCCAUAUUUACCAUCGGAGUGGCUGCCUUUGUCUCUGUAUGCUGCUAUGUGGGUCUACUGAUCUUUCAGAUGUACAAGGACUGCGAUCCACUGAGUUCUGGUUUGAUAACGCACGACGAUCAACUGUUGCCCCUCUUUGUGGUCCAAAGUGUGGGUCACAUCUAUGGAAUGCCAGGACUGUUUAUAGCUGGUAUUUUUGGAGCUGCUUUGAGCUCCCUUUCGGUGGUGCUAAACUCCACUUCCCUGGUCAUCCUUGAGGACAUUGUUCGAGGCUGCUUCAAGAUGAAGCCCAGCGAAAGGGCCUCCACUAUUUUGGUCAAAUCAACGAUCAUUGUCCUAGGCUUUGUGGCAAUUUCCUUGGUGUUUGUCCUCGAACAGCUGAGUGGAAUUUUGAGCAUUUGCACCUCAAUGACGGCCAUUGCAGCGGGCACAACCUUCGGUCUGUUUACGCUUGGGAUGCUCGUUCCCUGGGCAAAUACAGUGGGCACUGCUGUUGGAGGGAUAGCCAGUGCUCUUCUCGCGGGAUGGAUUUCCUUCGGCACACAGUUUACCAUCGCAGCGGGGGAACUCAAUUCCCAGAAGCUACCCAUCUCCGUGGAGGGAUGUGUGGGUAAUGUCACGAUGCCACAGAACAUUUGGGUGGAUGAGGAGCAAGUGUUUCCCCUGUAUCGGCUGUCCUAUCAUUGGAUAAAUCCCAUUGGUGUGGCUACAGCGAUACUGGUGGGUGCUCUGGUCUCCCUGGUGACCAAACCAACGGAGAUGAAAAGUCUCGAUCCUGAUGUCAUAUCACCAGUGAUUCAUAGAUUCCUACCGAAAGAUUGCUUUCAAGGUCGCAAUCUCCAUGCGCAGGCGCACAAGAACCUCCUCAAUAGCAGCACUUGAGUGCCAAAAAACAAAGCAAAGUCCUAAACCCUUUUUGUGGCAUUGUAUUUCAAACAAUUUUGUUGUUGGCCUAGUUUGUAGUUAAACCUUAAACUUAAACGUAGAAAUAAUCUAGUACAAACCGAAGUACAGGAACCGAUGAAUCUGCAUAAAGAUAGAGGGAUGACUGUAGGAGGAUCCUCCCACAGACACAACUCCUAAAUGCAUAAUCGUUUACAUAUUAUAGUGUAUAGUACAUAUUAUCUGUAUUAUAGUUUAGAAUUAUUGAAAGGUUCUUUUUCUGUUUUUUUUGUUUUCAUUUUCCACUUUUUUAAGCAUUAUUCUCUAAUUUUGUUUGGCAUUUUCUAUUUGAUCGAGCAGCAGACCUUUGUCCUCAUAUGUAUUCCGUGUGACUUUACAAGCAUAUAACGUCUGUGAUAAAAUUCAAUAAAUAUGGAUCCAUACACUCGA